This is a messenger RNA of Cynara cardunculus var. scolymus (artichoke), 649 nucleotides long. RefSeq lists its product as uncharacterized. The transcript has 3 exons. NCBI's taxonomy places the organism in Eukaryota, Viridiplantae, Streptophyta, Magnoliopsida, Asterales, Asteraceae. The coding region runs from base 58 to 297 and encodes 79 amino acids. The record is from RefSeq and is a predicted model, not a curated record.
AACAACUUUUCUCUCUUCACUUUUGCUCAAACAGAUCCCCAAAAUUCAACAUUAACAAUGGCGAUGCGAUCCACAAUUAUCUCACGAUCACCUCCUCUCCUUCAUUUGAUGCAGUCGUCCAAUUCACGAUUAUCACUUUGUUUCUUCAGCGAUCAAGGCCGCAUCCUCGAAGACGAAGAACGUGCCCGUGAGAAUCUCUACGUCAAGAAAAUGGAGAAAGAAAAGCUAGAGAAGCAGAAACAGAAGCUGGAAGCAAAAGAGAAAGCCGAUAAAGAGAAAGCUGAGAAGAAACAAUAAGAACGAAGGCGGUACUUGUAAGCUGAGAUGGAUCCUCCUUGAUCGGCUUCUGACCCUCUUUACCUCAAAGUAGAAUAAAUGCGAGCUUGAAAACGGGAUUUAUUACGGCCUGCAACACGACUCAUACGUGAUAGAUCAACGCCAAUGGCGUUUUCUGUAAUUUUUACUGUUCUUGCUUUUUGUUUUCCUGUUACUCCAUUUUCUUUUUUUCGUUGUACAACUUCUGAUUAACAAUCUUCAGAAGUUGAGUGCAUUGGAGAUUUCAUCACUUGACCCUGUUGAGAUUAUUAUUUUUAAAAACUACCCGGAAUGUGAUGAAAGCAUCGAUAUAAAAAAUGUUUAGUGUUGGCCG